Messenger RNA from Cynara cardunculus var. scolymus (artichoke), 2653 nucleotides. RefSeq names its product triacylglycerol lipase SDP1. The record is from RefSeq and is a predicted model, not a curated record. The transcript has 3 exons. Gene Ontology annotation, biological process: lipid metabolic process. Lineage: Eukaryota; Viridiplantae; Streptophyta; Magnoliopsida; Asterales; Asteraceae. Gene Ontology annotation, molecular function: triacylglycerol lipase activity. The coding region runs from base 1 to 2496 and encodes 831 amino acids.
AUGGAUAUAAGUAACGAAGCCAAGGUUGAUCGGUUUUCGAUCGGACCAUCGACCGUUUUUGGCCGAACUAUUGCUUUCAGAGUUCUAUUCUGCAAAUCAAUGACACAUUUUAGGCAUCAGAUCUUUCAUUCUUUGCUGUAUUACUUCCAUAUCAUUAGAACGAAUGUAUCGGAUAUUGCUACGCCCAUUAUCUCAUGGUUUCAUCCACGAAACCCGCAAGGGAUACUAGUUUUAGUGACCCUAAUCGCAUUCUUGCUGAAACGGUACACGAAUGUGAAAAUGAGGGCUGAAAUGGCUUAUCGGAGGAAAUUCUGGCGAAAUAUGAUGCGGGCAGCGUUAACUUAUGAAGAAUGGGCUCAUGCUGCUAAGAUGUUGGAUAAAGAAACCCCUAAAUUGAAUGAACGUGAUCUUUAUGAUGAAGAACUUGUUAGGAAUAAACUUCAAGAACUCAGGCACAGGCGUCAAGAAUGUUCGCUUAGAGAUAUUAUAUUUUGUAUGAGGGCUGAUCUCAUUAGAAACCUCGGUAAUAUGUGCAAUCCCGAGCUUCAUAAGGGUCGACAUCAGGUUCCAAAGCUCAUAAAAGAAUACAUUGACGAGGUGUCGAUGCAAUUGAGGAUGGUUUGCGAUUUUGAUUCAGACGAGCUGCUUUUGGAGGAAAAGCUUGCUUUUAUGCACGAAACUCGACAUGCGUUUGGGAGAACAUCUUUGCUUUUAAGCGGUGGUGCUUCCCUUGGCGCGUUUCACGUGGGUGUGGUGAAAACUUUGGUCGAACAUAAACUUAUGCCACGGAUAAUUGCAGGGUCUAGUGUUGGAUCGAUAAUGUGUGCAGUUGUAGCCACCAAAUCCUGGCCGGAACUUCAAAGUUUCUUUGAAGAUUCUUGGCACUCGUUGCAGUUUUUCGAUCAAAUGGGCGGAAUCUUUAACGUUUUCAAGAGGGUUAUGACACAGGGCGCGCUUCAUGAUAUUAGACAUUUGCAGGUUUUGUUAAGAAACUUGACUAAUAAUCUUACGUUCCAAGAAGCUUAUGAUAUGACUGGCCGCGUUCUUGGGAUCACGGUAUGCUCUCCAAGAAAACACGAACCUCCAAGAUGUCUAAACUACUUGACUUCACCUCAUGUCGUUAUUUGGAGCGCAGUGACUGCUUCUUGUGCUUUUCCGGGGCUUUUUGAAGCUCAAGAGCUAAUGGCAAAGGAUAGAGGUGGAGAAAUUGUUCCGUAUCACCCACCGUUCCACUGGGGCCCGGAUGAAGCUAGCGACACUUCAGUCAGGCGGUGGAGGGACGGUAGUUUGGAGAUCGAUUUACCCAUGAUCCAAUUGAAAGAACUCUUUAACGUGAAUCAUUUCAUCGUGAGUCAAGCAAAUCCGCAUAUUGCACCUCUACUCAGGCUGAAAGAAUUCAUCCGAGCUUAUGGUGGCAACUUUGCCGCAAAGCUUGCGCAUCUUGUGGAGAUGGAGGUGAAACACCGAUGCAAUCAGGUGUUGGAACUGGGUUUCCCUCUAGGAGGACUCGCAAAGCUAUUUGCUCAAGAUUGGGAGGGCGAUGUCACGGUUGUGAUGCCUGCAACCUUAGCGCAGUACUCGAAAAUCAUACAGAAUCCGUCUCAUUUGGAGCUUCAGAAGGCGGCUAACCAAGGUCGGAGAUGUACUUGGGAGAAGCUCUCGGCCAUAAAAGCGAAUUGUGGGAUCGAACUUGCUCUCGAUGAGUGUGUCGCGAUUUUGAAUCAUAUGCGCAGACUGAAACGGAGUGCGGAAAGAGCAGCUGCGGCCUCUCACGGUGCAUCGAGCACAGUCCGAUUCAAUGCAUCAAAAAGAAUCCCGUCUUGGAACUGUAUAGCACGAGAGAACUCGACCGGAUCUCUCGAAGAAGACCUUGCGGACGUGGCUUCUUCCCUUCACCACGGUGGCCGGAACUGGCGCCACCACCGCAACGUACACGAUGGAAGUGAUAGCGAGUCCGAGAGUGCCGAGGCGAAUUCAUGGACAAGAUCUGGGGGGCCCUUGAUGAGAACGACUUCGGCUGAUCAAUUCGUUGAAUUCGUUCAAAACUUGGAUACCGACUCCAAAAAGGCGAUUAUGGUGUAUCAGAAUUUGAGGGUGAUACCGCCGGAUAGAAGCUCGGAUCCUGAAACCGAUUCGAGGGAUACAAAUGGCCGAGUUCUUAACAGCAACAGCAGCAGUAGCAUCACGGUGGCUGCCGGUGAUCUUUUGCAGCCGGCGAGGAUUCACAACGGGAUUGUGUUUAAUGUAGUCAGGAAGGGAGACUUAACACCAUCGAACCGGAGCCAUGACUCCGAAAACAACUCACUGUGCGACUCGGUUGCCGAGUGCAUGCAACUCGACUCGCCGGAGAAGGACAUGGAUGCUAGCUCGACCUCUGAAUGCGGGGAAAUCGAGAUUGACAACAAGAAUCGUGGCACCGAGCCCGAGUCGAGUUGUGAACCAAAGGAUCCUCGUAGUCCUGUUCCUGUAGAUGAUGAUGGUGAUGAGAAAAGUUAGUGUAGGUAUGAUGAAGGUGCGAUAACACCUACCCGGCCCGAGUCGAGUUAGCCCGGUCGAGUUGACCAGGCGAGGUGAGUAAGCAAUAAUACCAAUUUGUGGAUUAGCAUUGUAAUUACUUUUGUUUAUUGAUAGAUUUUCAUAUACAAAUAGGUUU